Messenger RNA from Physcomitrium patens, 1297 nucleotides. RefSeq names its product translation machinery-associated protein 22. Gene Ontology annotation, biological process: formation of translation preinitiation complex; translation reinitiation. NCBI's taxonomy places the organism in Eukaryota, Viridiplantae, Streptophyta, Bryopsida, Funariales, Funariaceae. The record is from RefSeq and is a predicted model, not a curated record. Gene Ontology annotation, molecular function: translation initiation factor activity; mRNA binding.
CACUAUCUUCAGGUGGAAUUUGGAAUUUGAAAGCUACUGCAACUACAACAAGGGUUUUGGUGUCAAUCUCUCUCUAGCACAAGGCAGUGUAAACACAUGGUACCAAAAAGGACACGACCCCAAGUGACGGAAUUGGGUGCCCCCAUUUGAGUUCCCCGCCGAAUGAUUGGGAAUGAGCGCCAUUGGGAACCGAGAACCAGUUGUGAUGCGUAUCGCGUCUCUGCGAAACCCUAAAUCCUUGCCUUUCUUGUCUUCUCUCCAUCCUGCCUUGCUUGCUUCCUUCCCUCAGUGAAGCCUCUGUCCACAUUGGUCGCGUCCCUCCAAUUCCGCAGCUAUGGCAGUUAAGCUUCAGCCCGUUCAAGUACUCUACUGCCCUGUUUGCUCGAUGCCGGCGGAGUAUUGCGAGUUCAGUCCCGAUUUCGAGAAGUGCAAGCCUUGGCUUAUCAAGAACGUGCCGGAUUUGUAUCCGCAACUAGUGAAAGAGGCUGCUGAGAAAACAGCAGAACAAUUGGAUGGUCUGACUGUAGGAGGAGAGAAUGCUGGUGCUAAAGGAGAAGGAAGUUCAUCCGAGCCGAAAAAAGAAGAUGAAGUCAAGAGGCUACCGGGUGGGAAAGUGAAGAAAAAGGAAAAACCUGAGGUGGUCGUGGAGAAAAUAGUCAGAAACAAGCGUAAAUGUGUAACUAUCAUAAAGGGCCUCGAUAUGUUUGGAAUCAAGUUGAGUGAAGCUUCCAAGAAAUUGGGAAAGAAAUUUGCGAGUGGUGCUUCUGUUGUGAAGGGCCCAACUGAGAAAGAACAAAUAGAUGUUCAAGGAGAUAUCAUGUAUGACAUUGUGGAGUUCAUCACAGACACUUGGAAGAAUGUUCCAGAAUCGGCAAUUUACUUCAUUGAAGAUGGAAAGAAAGUUUCAGCCAGUGGGUAGGGUUGCUAAGUUAGCUCGUGUAUUAUUUAAACUCUCAAAGGAGGGUUAUCGUAGCUCUAGUGGAGUGCCACAUGGUCACGUUAUGUUGAACCUGAGCUGGGAAAAUACGACUUUCAAGGCAUGUGAUUUGUAUCAGUCAAGAAUGCCUUACUUUUUAUUUUUUUUUAAUGAGGCAAUUUUGCUUGUUUUCUGGUCCUGUGAAAUCCAAUGCGAAUAAAAAAUUCCUACUCUCUUGUUCUACCCCAUCGUUAGAGUAGACGCAUUUCCUCCAUUAUAAUUUCACGCGGUCGGCUAGGUUCCAGAGGUUUAAUUAAGUGUGGAAGAACGAUAUAGCUUUGUAUUUAAAAAGUGCUAUUUUAAUGUCCAGCUUCACAACCA